AUGAUGACCAUGAACGGCAAGCAGCACUUCAGCAUGCACCCGGCGCUCCAUGAGCCCAAGUACCCGGGCAGAGCGUGUCUGGCCGCCCCGCAGCUGCAGGCCAAUAUAUUCGGAGGCUUUGAUGAGUCUCUGCUGGCGCGGGCGGAGGCUCUGGCUGCUGACACCCUCGGAAAGAGUCACCCGUUCAAGCCAGACGUGACUUAUCAUACCAUGAGCAGCGUCCCCUGCACCUCAGCCUCCUCCAGCUCCAUCACCCACCACCACCACCAGCAGCAGCAGCAGCAGCAGCAGCAUCAGCACCUGGAGGCCGGGGACCUGCUGGAGCACCUCUCCAGCAGCCUGGCCGUCACCGGGAUGGGCGCGCCGGAGCCACCGGGGAUGAACCACCACCACCACCACCACCACCACCACCACCUGCAGAGCAUGGGGCAGCUCCACCAGGCGAUGGCCACCAUGGCGCACCCGCACGCGCUGUCCGCGCACGGCGCCAUGGCGUGCGUCAGCGACGUGGAGUCCGACCCGCGCGAGCUGGAGGCGUUCGCCGAGCGCUUCAAGCAGCGGCGCAUCAAACUCGGGGUCACGCAAGCGGACGUCGGGUCAGCGCUGGCCAACCUGAAGAUCCCCGGAGUGGGCUCGCUGAGCCAGAGCACCAUCUGCAGGUUCGAGUCCCUGACGCUGUCGCACAACAACAUGAUCGCGCUGAAGCCGGUGCUGCAGGCCUGGCUGGAGGAGGCGGAGGCGGCGCACCGGGAGCGCAGCGGCAAGCCGGACCUGUUCAGCGGCGGCGAGAGGAAGCGCAAGCGCACCUCCAUCGCCGCGCCGGAGAAGCGCUCGCUGGAGGCCUAUUUCGCCAUCCAGCCGCGGCCGUCGUCGGAGAAAAUCGCCGCCAUCGCCGAGAAACUGGAGCUGAAAAAGAACGUGGUUCGAGUGUGGUUCUGCAACCAGCGGCAAAAGCAGAAACGGAUGAAGUACUCGGCGGUGCACUGACUCCCACGGCAGGUAGCGGGAUCUAUACAUCAGCUGGAUUAACCCACAACUGCACUUUGCUUUUUCUCCUGUAUUUUUGGGACGCGGACUCCUCGGCGAUACGCACAUCUGUGAUACAUCGCACCGUAAACUCACUCCUUUUGUUGCACUGAAAAAAAAGGCCUUAAAAGGUUCCGACGGUUUUCAUUGAUGUCACGACUAGUUUGUGCUCGCCCGCACAUCCGCACCGAGUCUCUUGAAUUAUUCAGCUAUUGUCAUAUCCAGGCACAUCAGUGUGGCUGCUAUAUUGUAGAAUUUUUGAUGUGUUUUCUCUGCAGAACAACAGAUGCCCUGUAUAUCCAAAUAUAUCAAGGCCUAUAUACACUUAUUUUUAAGCAUUCGUUCAUUUAUUAUUAUCCUCACUCUUGGUUUUGAGCAACGUGUGAAUU
Messenger RNA from Synchiropus splendidus (mandarinfish), 1415 nucleotides. It is a transcript of the gene pou4f3, whose product is annotated as POU class 4 homeobox 3. Gene Ontology annotation, molecular function: DNA-binding transcription factor activity, RNA polymerase II-specific; RNA polymerase II cis-regulatory region sequence-specific DNA binding. Gene Ontology annotation, biological process: regulation of transcription by RNA polymerase II. The coding region runs from base 1 to 987 and encodes 328 amino acids. The transcript is spliced from 2 exons. NCBI's taxonomy places the organism in Eukaryota, Metazoa, Chordata, Actinopteri, Syngnathiformes, Callionymidae. The record is from RefSeq and is a predicted model, not a curated record.